AUGGCUACCAUGAACGCGCAACCCGGCGCCCAGCCCGCAACCGUGCAUCCCAAGAGCCAUGUUGGCUUCGACAGCAUCACUUCCCAGAUUGAGAGGAAGCUGCUGAAGCGCGGCUUUCAAUUCAACAUCAUUUGUGUUGGACAAACCGGCCUGGGCAAAUCCACCCUGAUCAACACCAUCUUCGCCUCGCAUCUCAUGGACAGCAAGGGCCGCUUCACGCCCGACGAGCCCAUCCGCAGCACCACCGAGAUCCAGACCGUCUCGCACCUCAUCGAAGAGAACGGCGUGCGUCUGCGGCUCAAUAUCGUCGACACCCCCGGCUACGGCGACCUGAUCAACAACGACAGGUGCUGGGAUCCGAUCGUCAAGUACAUCAAGGACCAGCACAGCGCCUACCUCCGCAAAGAGCUUACCGCACAACGCGAGCGGUACCUCCAGGACACCAGGAUCCACUGCUGCCUUUUCUUCAUCCAGCCGAGCGGGCACGCCCUCAAGCCGAUAGACAUAGUGGUCCUGAAGAAGCUGGGCGAGUUCGUCAACGUGGUGCCGGUCAUUGCGAAGAGCGAUAGCUUGACGCUGGAGGAGCGGGCGGCGUUCAAGGAGAGGAUCAAAGAGGAAUUUGCGUUCCACAACCUCCGCAUGUACCCAUACGACAACGAGGAGCAUGACCAGGAGGAGGUGGCAUUGAAUGCCUCGAUCAAGAACAUCAUCCCCUUCGCCGUCGUCGGCUCCGAGAAGACCAUCAUCAUUGGCGGCAAGCAAGUCCGCGGCCGCCAGAACCGUUGGGGCGUCAUCAAUGUCGAGGACCAGACUCACUGCGAGUUCGUCUCGCUCCGCAACUUCCUGCUCCGCACGCAUCUCCAAGACCUCAUCGAAACCACCUCCCAGAUCCACUACGAGUCCUUCCGCUCCAAGCAGCUGCUUGCCCUCAAGGAGUCAUCGGCUGGGCAUGCGGGGUCGAGGCCCAUCUCGCCGUCGGCUGAUAGGGACCUCAGCAGGAACUCGCAGAGGGUGACGAUGAAUGGGUACUAG
Coniosporium apollinis CBS 100218 is the source of this 1032-nucleotide messenger RNA. RefSeq names its product septin like spn2. The transcript has 3 exons. Gene Ontology annotation, molecular function: molecular adaptor activity; GTPase activity; GTP binding. Gene Ontology annotation, cellular component: cell division site; septin complex; septin ring. The coding region runs from base 1 to 1032 and encodes 343 amino acids. The record is from RefSeq and is a predicted model, not a curated record. Gene Ontology annotation, biological process: cytoskeleton-dependent cytokinesis. NCBI's taxonomy places the organism in Eukaryota, Fungi, Ascomycota, Dothideomycetes.